AUGGACACAAAGCCACAGCAAGAAAUGGCAGAAGAAGAAGAGUUUAUGCAACAGCUUAGAUCCAAAGCAACAGAGCUUUUCAUCAGAGAAGAAUGGAAGGACUCCAUUGAUGCAUAUUCUCAAUUCAUCACCCUCUGCACCCACCAAAUCUCUCGUACCCAUAUACACACUGACCCAAAUCACCUCCAAAAGCUUCGCAGAUCAUUCUGCAUAGCUCUCUGCAACCGUGCUGAAGCAAGGUCAAGGUUGAGGCUUUUCCACUGCGCCUUGCAAGAUUGUGAUCAUGCUUUGGAAGUGGAUGCCACCCAUUUCAAGACCCUUGUGUGCAAAGGUAAGGUCUUGCUUAGCCUCAAUAGGUACUCCAUGGCUAUGGAGUGCUUCAGAAUCGCAAUGCUUGACCCUCAAGCUGGUGGAAACUCGGAAUGCCUUGAUGGGUACUUGGAGAAAUGCAAAAAGUUUGAUUUUUUGUCAAGGACAGGGUCUUUGGAUCUCUCAGACUGGGUUGCAAAUGGGUUCCGAGGAAAGGCACCGGAACUUGCUGAGUACAUUGGUGCAGUGCAGAUAAGAAAAUCUGAGAUCAGUGGGCGUGGACUGUUUGCAACUAAGAACAUUGAUGCAGGGUCAUUGAUCUUGGUCACCAAGGCAAUAGCCAUGGAGAGGAGUAUAUUGGCAGGGAAAGAUUUGACUGAGGAUGCCCAGUUAGUGAUGUGGAAGAAUUUCAUUGAUAAAGUUGUGGACUUUGCUAGAAAAUGUCAUAAAACAAGGGAUUUGGUUGGUAAAUUGUCAAGUGGGGAAAAUGAGGAUGGACUUGAGGUGCCUGAUAUAGAUCUCUUUAGGCCUGAGAAUAUGGAGAACAUGGAGUUAAGCGAGGAGAUUGAUAUGAAUAAGUUACUGGCCAUAUUGGAUGUUAAUUCUCUUACUGAGGAUGCAGUUUCAGCCAAUGUGUUGAGGAAGAAUAAUGAUUGUUAUGGUGUUGGGUUGUGGUUGCUCCCUUCCUUCAUCAACCAUUCUUGUUGUCCCAAUGCAAGGCGCUUGCAUGUAGGGGACUACUUGAUAGUUCAUGCUUCUAAAGAUUUGAAGGCUGGUGAAGAGAUCACAUUUGCAUAUUUUGACCCUUUGUUUGUGUUGAACAAGAGAAAGGAGGAUUCAUUGACAUGGGGGAUUCAUUGCAAGUGUAAGAGAUGCAAGUUUGAGGGGGAAAUCUUCUCCAAACAAGAGAUAAAAGAGAUUGAGAUUGGUCUUGAAAGAGGUAUGGAUGUGGGUGGUGUGGUGUAUAAAUUAGAGGAGCAGAUGAAGAGAUGGAAGGUGAGGGGGAAAGAGAAAGCCUAUUUGAGGGCAUCAUUUUGGUCUGCAUAUUCAGAGGCUUAUAAGUCAGAUAGGUCAAUGAAGAGGUGGGGAAGGAGGAUUCCUGCAUUGGAUGCUGUGGUUGAUAGCAUCAUAGAUGUAGUGGGAGGUGAUCACAGGUUACUUAAGAUCUUGAUGGAGGAGUUGAAGAAAAAUGGUGGUGGCCUUGUGAAGAUGGAGAAAGCUUUCAAGUUGGCAAGAGAGGUGUAUGGCAAGGUGGUGAAAAAGCAAGCAAUGAGGACACUUCUUGAGCUAUGCAUUGGUGAUUGA
This is a messenger RNA of Gastrolobium bilobum, 1614 nucleotides long. RefSeq names its product methyltransferase FGSG_00040. The record is from RefSeq and is a predicted model, not a curated record. NCBI's taxonomy places the organism in Eukaryota, Viridiplantae, Streptophyta, Magnoliopsida, Fabales, Fabaceae. The transcript has a single exon. Gene Ontology annotation, molecular function: protein binding. Bases 1 to 1614 code for a protein of 537 amino acids.